Trypanosoma theileri is the source of this 828-nucleotide messenger RNA. RefSeq lists its product as uncharacterized. Gene Ontology annotation, cellular component: membrane. Lineage: Eukaryota; Euglenozoa; Kinetoplastea; Trypanosomatida; Trypanosomatidae. The transcript has a single exon. The record is from RefSeq and is a predicted model, not a curated record. The annotation marks the transcript as partial.
AUGGCAAAGGAGGAAAGAGUAUCUGAAGAAGCACCCCAGGAGGUUCUGCAUGGUGGAGAAGUGGUGCGUCAUGAUGAGGAUGGAGAUGCCGAUGCUGUUGUUGUUGAAGCGUUUCAUGAUCAUUUACCGCCACUGAGUGAAGUAAAGCGAUUCACUAUUGUUGGGGUAGCCAUUUUUGGCUGUAUUUGUGCCUCUUUUGCACAUUUCUUCAACCUCUUCAGUGGUGAACUUCAGAAGGAGUACAGCCUAUCACAGCGGGAUCUCUCUACCAUCAGUACAGUGGGAACUGUUUUCUGCUUCUUUACUUUGCCCUAUGGAUUCCUUUAUGAUUACUUUGGCCCGGUACCUAUUUUCUGUAUUUCGGCAACUAUGUUUCCUCUUGGGGCACUUCUGCUGGCGUUAUCUUUUAAUGGAUUUAUUUAUGGUACAGUAGCACGCCUCAGCGUCUUUAAUGCCAUUUUAAACAUUGGUACAAUCAUGUUUGACUUUGGCUGUCAAAUGACGUUACUUAGUAUCUUUCCUUCCAGUAGAGGUGCUAUUGUAGCUAUCGGGAAGACGUUUAAUGGACUCGGAUCUCCAAUUGUGGGAACCAUUCAACUUGCCUUCUUUGACAAUCACCCAGACCAUUUUUUCUAUUUUCUUAUGGUUCUUGUGGUGGUGGUUUCUCUGAGUUGUAUGUAUUUUCUCCGUCUUCCACCAUAUCAUCUGACCGGAUACCAACAAUCACACCUCAGCGAGCAAGAGAAGACCAAGCGCCUGGCUACACGAGCACAGUAUCUGCGUCAAAAGACACCUGUUCCUAGAUUUUUGGUGGGAAUAUCAUUCGUU